CUUCGAAUGUGCCUCCGAUUUGGGUCGACUUGGCCCUCCUCCGCAAAACUUGGGGCCGCUGGGACACAGGCUCGAGGGAGACCUGGCCUUUCCUCGCCGCGCGAGAAGCUUCAGGCGGCGGCGGCGGCGGCUCAGGUCUUGCUGAUAAGGGGACACGACAGCGUACUCCCGAGAGUACGUUUGCGUCCUCCGGUAGCGGGAAGAGGCAGGCGCCACCGGGAUCCCCUUCCCCUGCCUCCCUUACCGCCGCCUCUUUUCUUGGAGGGGAGGAAAAGAAAGGAAAGCCGAGCAGGACAAGUAGCCAGCGCUCGGCUUCUUCUCCAAUCCCAUUCAUCGCCUUUCCAGUGAUCCUCACGGCCCGCAGCUAGCUCCACCGUCGUACUACCGGGAGGGGGAGAUCAGACUGUGAGAUGGCUUCGCCGGAGCCAUCCGCUGGCGGCGAUGCGGCCAGCCAGAGUGCUGCGGUGCAGCCGCUCCAGCUGCCAACGCCGGAGGAGAUCAAGGGGCAGGAGAUGAUGAACAACUGCGCCGUCCGGAGCGUCCUCAGUGGAGUCAUGGGUGGUGGUCUUGGUGUACUUAUGGGACUGUUUUUUGGAGCUUUGGAAAAUCCGAUAAUGUCAGAGGAGAUGACAGCAAGGCAACAAAUAGUCUACCAGGCAAAACAGAUGGGUAGGAAAAGUAUGAGCCAUGCUAAGACCUUUGCAGUGAUGGGCUUGAUUUUCUCUGCAGCUGAAUGCGUCGUAGAGAAGGCUCGGGCAAAGCAUGACAUUACCAAUUCGGCAGUAGCUGGCUGUGUCACAGGAGGGGCUUUAGCCGCAAAAGGUGGCCCUCAAGCUACAUGUAUCGGGUGCGUGGGUUUUGGUGCCUUCUCUGUGGCGAUUGAGAAGUUCAUGGAACGGCAUACUUGAAUCGGCGAUGGAAACGCUGCAUCCUAUAAAUCAAGUGGUGCGUCUUUGUAGCAAAUCAUUAGCAGGAUUCAGCAUUGGCCGAAGAAGUUUUGGUUAUCUUGCAAUAUUCAGUCGUUGGCAUGUACCCAGAGGUGGGGUAGCCUAAAUUUUUGAAGUCUUGCGGCUAUCCAUAGCACUGAGUAGCUAAAUUAGUCUGUAGCCAGUUUGAUGCCAUGUACCCAGAGAUGGGGUAUAUACGCAUUUUCGCUGAUGCGAUCUCGCGCCAUGUUAUCUGUGCUGAUGUUUGAAUGAUUUCAGAGAAGUCUAUUUUACUUUUCAUACUUGUGCGUGGCAAUGACUUGAAACCUGCUCUGGUCUUGUACCUGUUAGGCUGACAAAGUAAUAAUAGCAUUACUAAGUUCUCUAUA
Molecule: messenger RNA, 1315 nt
Organism: Triticum aestivum (bread wheat)
Lineage: Eukaryota; Viridiplantae; Streptophyta; Magnoliopsida; Poales; Poaceae
Product: mitochondrial import inner membrane translocase subunit TIM22-4
Exons: 5
Coding region: 411-908 (165 amino acids)
Biological process (GO): protein insertion into mitochondrial inner membrane
Cellular component (GO): TIM22 mitochondrial import inner membrane insertion complex
Molecular function (GO): transmembrane protein transporter activity
Source: RefSeq, a predicted model, not a curated record